Malania oleifera is the source of this 2581-nucleotide messenger RNA. RefSeq lists its product as uncharacterized. The record is from RefSeq and is a predicted model, not a curated record. NCBI's taxonomy places the organism in Eukaryota, Viridiplantae, Streptophyta, Magnoliopsida, Santalales, Ximeniaceae. Gene Ontology annotation, biological process: peptidyl-serine phosphorylation; intracellular signal transduction. Gene Ontology annotation, molecular function: ATP binding; protein serine/threonine kinase activity. The coding region runs from base 424 to 1995 and encodes 523 amino acids. The transcript has 12 exons.
GCCGACACCUUAAAGACGGAGUCGCAGAACCGCUCUCCACCCUCUCUCUCUCUCUCUCUCUCCCUCCUCCUUCAAAGGUCACAGAGCAGAUUUCUUUCGCCGGUCCACGGUCGAAGUUCAGCCGGAGGAAUAUGCUGCCGUCGCUAUCACUCCAUUCCCCCAAAAAAGGCAAAUUUAAAAUUCGAAAUUGUUAAAUUUAACACCGAAGCACAUAGAACUGUUCUCUGCUCAACUCACAAGCAAGACAGCUCCGAGUCUUACAAGUGACAAUUCAUACCCCUUCAAACCCGUCUUCAUGUCCCUCUCACUCCUCCUCAUCUCUCUUCUCAGGUUCUUCUCGUCGCCGUUGAACUCUUCCUUCAAGCUUCUGCGAUUUAAUUGAGUGUAUCUGAAGCCCUAGGCGGAAACGAUUCGGUGGCGCAGAUGGACGCUGGAGACGGCACCGUGAAGCUCGGCGCUCUGAGCACGAAGCCCGAUCGGUGCUUCGAUUUGGCUCAGGACGUCUCUGUUUCGUCACCCGUGACGAGGCAGAAGGCUGCCGCGGCGAAGCAGUUCAUAGAGAAUCAUUACAAGAACUAUCUUCAAGGAUUGCAGGAUCGCAAGGAGAGACGCAGAACACUUCAGAGGAGGGCACAGGAAGCUCAGAUAUCGAAUGAGGACCAAGAGAUGAUGUUGCGAAAUUUGGAGCGCAAAGAAACUGAAUAUAUGAGAUUGCAGAGACAUAAAGUUGGAAUUGAUGAUUUUGAACAAUUAACUAUAAUUGGCAAAGGUGCAUUUGGUGAGGUAUGGCUAUGUCGUGCUAAAAGUACGGGGGAGAUUUUUGCUAUGAAAAAGUUGAAGAAAUCAGAGAUGCUUAACCGUGGACAGGUUGAGCAUGUUCGUUCUGAGAGAAACUUGCUCGUGGAGGUUGACAGUCGGUGCAUUGUAAAACUUUUCUAUUCAUUCCAAGAUUCUGUUUUUUUGUAUCUUAUCAUGGAGUAUUUACCUGGUGGUGACAUAAUGACUUUGUUGAUGAGAAGAGAUAUUCUUUCCGAAGAUGUUGCUCGAUUUUACAUUGCGGAGAGCAUUUUAGCUAUUCAUUCAAUUCACCAACAUAGCUAUGUUCACAGGGACAUAAAACCAGAUAACCUGAUAUUGGACAAGAAUGGACAUUUGAAGCUCUCUGAUUUCGGCUUGUGUAAAACCCUGGACAAUAAAUAUUCAAGCAUUUUACUGGAAAAUGAAGAUUUUACGAGCCAAUCCUUGAAUGGGACUGAAGAAAAUUCAAGCUGUGACAGAGCCCCCUGGUCAAUGCCUAAAGAAUGUUUGCAACAAUGGAAGCGUAAUCGCCGUGCAUUGGCUUAUUCUACUGUUGGAACUCUUGAUUAUAUGGCUCCUGAAGUGUUGCUAAAAAGAGGUUAUGGAAUGGAAUGUGACUGGUGGUCAUUGGGGGCAAUCAUGUAUGAGAUGCUUAUAGGUUAUCCUCCCUUUUGUUCUGAAGAUCCGAGGAUGACAUGCCGCAAGAUAGUCAAUUGGAAAACAUGCUUGAAAUUCCCUGAGGAACCAAAAAUAUCUGAUGAGGCUAAGGAUCUGAUCUGUAAUUUGCUAUGCGAUGUUGAAAAAAGGGCGGGGACAAGAGGUGUAGAAGAAAUAAAGGCACAUCCAUGGUUUAAAGGCAUUCAGUGGGACAUGCUAUAUGAAAUGGAAGCUGCUUACAAACCUACUGUCAAUGGGGAGUUAGACACACAGAAUUUUGAGAAGUUCACUGAAGUAGAGGGUGGUCCACCAUGUACUAUACCAAAAGUGGGGCCUUGGCGCAAGAUGUUGACAUCAAAAGAUGCUAAUUUCAUGGGAUACACUUUCAAGAAAUCUGACAUCCUAAAUUCAAUUGGAACUUCAGGCACAGACAUGAGUUCAAAUGGAUCUUUGAAGGCUCCCUCCCUGAUUUCCUUGCUUGGUCGCCUCGACAUGCAGGAAGAAACUGUGAAUAUGGAUAAUGAUCAGCUGGAAACUUGAGUUUCAGCCUCCGUUUGUCGCCUUCUAAAGGAAGUUGACAAUUGACAUGCACAUGAUCUGUGGAAGAAACUUAUAUCGAAGGCUGCGCCUGGCAAUCAUUGCUGUAUAUGGAUGAAUAAAAGGCUGGCUUAAGAGCUGAUAUGAUUCUUGACCACUAUUAUUUGUUCCUUUUUCCCCCACAUAUGUGAUGUAUAAGCGCCUAAUGAAAAGCCAGAAAUCUGUUCUAUUCAAUUUCUAUGUCAAUUUUUGGUAAGAAUAUCAAAUAUAAUUAGUCGAGAACCAAAGGUUCAAUGAGCACUCAUUUUUUGCCUGCAGGACGAGAAUGAAAGAUUGAUUCCUCAUCAAGCUUUUACACGUUUCCAGUGCAAUAAAACUUGCUUGUACCUGUAUCAAAUCGUCUAUGGGUGAUAGUUGGACAGUUUAAUGAUCUAUGCGAUGCUUUCAUUGUGCUCUUUAUGUGCAGAGCAUGGCCAUCAAGUUUGGUGAGACAACUGCUCCUCCUGUUGCUUUAUGUAAAGACUUAGGUGAAGAUGUGAAAUUUGGAUUUGUGUGAAAUUUAAUAGAAUAUUAGUAUAAUUUUGUACCA